GUUACCCACACAACACAUAAGUGUAAUAUGGGUUGUAUAUAUUCACCGAAACAACAAUGGCAACGCCGCAAAACGAAGACCAGUCUUCAGUUUCUAAUAGAAAAAAAAUGCCAAAAUACAGUAACCUGACAGAACCAAUAUCAACCAGGUAUGAAAAAUAAAGUUUUUCCCAAACUAAUAGCAUGAAAUUGAGGAAAUUCUACAAAUGAACGAUGUCGAAAGUAGCGUGUUAUCGAUCGAGCUGCAUGGACUCCUGGAGGGGGGCGUAACGUGAGGGACGAACGUAAACAUUGCCCUCAUUUAGACGAGGACGCCGCGAGAAAUGCUGUUUGUCAACAGCUGAUCGUGCUGAAAUUUUCACGGUGAAGGUAUGAACGGCUUCAGCACCGGAGAAGAAGAUUCAAGGGGUCCCGCAGAUCAAAUCUGCUGUCUUAUCGACAACAACGAGCGGUGCAUGAAAACGGCUGGGAACGCUUCCUACAGCAAGAGGAUCCAGAAAACAGUCACACAAAGGAGACUCAAUCUCAGCAUAGAUAGUUCCGCCCGCCAUAUUUAUAUCUGCGACUUUCACAAAAUGAUAAUCCAGUGUGCCCGUACCAAACGGCGGCGAAAAGAUUCAGAGGAGGACAGCAAUGAAACAGACACAGAUGUUCCGGAGGUGGAUUUAUACCAGUUGCAGAUUAACACCUUAAGGCGGUAUAAAAGGCACUACAAAGUUCCCAUGCGACAGGGUCUGAACAAAGCCCAACUAGCUGAUGCUGUCAUGAAGCACUUCAAAACUAUUCCAGUCAAAGAAAAGGACAUCGUCACGUUCUUUAUUUAUACGGUCAAAACGAACGCCAACAAGUUAGAUCAGAAAAACGGUAUUAAUGAGGGGACUUAAGUUGUGUGUGCAAUAGGACUACGUUUUUAUUUUAUUUAAAUGUUGACUUGUUUUUAUUGUUCAACCAGAUAUUGAAUUUUGCUACUAACUACGUUUUUAUUGACUAUUUUUAUAGUUUCAUUGAUAAGUUAUUGUUAUAUCUAGAAUUCUAUAUUUUAAUAUUAAUAUACAAAUGUAAUUUUAUUGUACUUGGGUUUUUUAAUCACAUUUUAUAUUAUCUACUUAAUAUUUAUAUUUUUCCUUAAAUAAAUGUGAUUAAUAAACCUUAAAAAUACUUAAUUUAUAAACACAACAUUGAAUUACAAAAUAAACUUGGUGGUAGCAAAAUACGAAAAUCGGAUCGAAUCUUAGUAAAACUAGAUUAACAAUAUUUUGUAUAUUAAAAUAAAAUUUUUGACAAAACUA
Aethina tumida (small hive beetle) is the source of this 1288-nucleotide messenger RNA. RefSeq names its product histone deacetylase complex subunit SAP30 homolog (gene Sap30). Gene Ontology annotation, cellular component: histone deacetylase complex. NCBI's taxonomy places the organism in Eukaryota, Metazoa, Arthropoda, Insecta, Coleoptera, Nitidulidae. The record is from RefSeq and is a predicted model, not a curated record. Gene Ontology annotation, molecular function: transcription coregulator activity; protein binding. The coding region runs from base 371 to 883 and encodes 170 amino acids. Gene Ontology annotation, biological process: regulation of DNA-templated transcription. The transcript has 3 exons.